Messenger RNA from Protopolystoma xenopodis, 453 nucleotides. Lineage: Eukaryota; Metazoa; Platyhelminthes; Monogenea; Polystomatidea; Polystomatidae. The record is from the annotation of a GenBank genome assembly.
AUGGUCAGGAUAUCGGGUUACCUUGGAGAGACAGAAGCAUGGAAGCAGAGAGUUGACACAAUAAACCAGCGAGUGAAACAGGUCCAGGAUACUAAUUACGGUUUAGUGGAACAAUCAAGUCAAUUGCCAGAUCUAACCAAUCAAGUUAAACAAUUGGAAAGCGUAAUGGACAAGUGGAGCGAGGCUAGACAAACAUCGAAACAUCUGACUGCACGUUAUCGGUCUCUGGCCUCCGAACUCGAGGAUCAGAUCGACGCUCUGAGACCACAGUCGACUCAGCUCCGUGAGGCACUUGAAGCUCGCCUGAACCAGCGCGCUCUGAUAGACCCAAUGCUGAAGCAACUGCGUGUUUUGGCCAACCAGACUGCAUUGGCUCAGAACAUCAGUUGGCAGGCCUACCGAGAGGCACAAGAGCGUAUGGGAAAGUUUAAUAGUAAGUGGUUGACUUGGUGA